UUUAUACACCUGAGCAAUUGAGGGUUAAGGAUCUUUGUGUGUGUUUUGUCUUGUGAUGGACUGAAGUAUUCCUGUCUUGAAUUGUAUUAAAAUGAUUGUUAGAUUUUUCAAACCCCUAUUCUUUGCAGUAAAAUGUAAUGAAAAGGCUUCCAUGGAAACCUCCGUUUAUCAUCUCAGCCGUGUACAGCUGUUAAUAAUGAGGCAGUGUGAUAGAGAGGAUAAGAAGCAUUCCAGCUUCCUGGGUUGUGUGUAGCAGAGGCAAUCACUAUGUAAAAAAAUAAGAGUAAUUGUGUCCACAGAAACUAUAACAUUUAGAUGCGGACUGCAUUUGUCAAUUCACAUUUUACUGCAUUGUUGGUUUGAUAAUUAUUUAAAUAUAUAUCAUAAAAUUAAUCAAUACUAUUUUGAGCAAGAUAUUAUGAAAAGAAUAAUCACAAUCCAGAAAAAUGCCAAUGAGCCAUUUUAGUGGCCCAAGGAGUCGGUUCUACGCCGAAUGAUCUGAUUCACUGGGAACAGCCUCUAAAUUCCCACCUCUAACUGAGCGCAUCACACUGGCUCCAUACAAGUUUCUCCCUCUAGUGUGCUUUACUAAAAGCCGAUUACUCGGUGUUCUCUCAGCUGGACUGAGUUCAAAUCCAGCUUCAGCAUGAGUAAUAAGGACCUGAUUACUUUUCUGGAUGUCGAUUCGAGCGAGUCUCUGGUGCCGAAGCUCUCCACACCGGGCUUCGUUGCGCUCUCGGUUUUUUUGGGCUUUAUAAUGACUUUCGGCUUUUUGAACAACUUCGUCGUCUUGGUGCUUUUCUGUAAAUUUAAGAAACUGAGGACGCCGGUGAACUUGCUCCUGCUGAACAUCAGUGUGAGUGACAUGCUGGUGUGUUUAUGUGGCACGACCAUGAGCUUCGCGUCUAGUGUGCGCGGCCGCUGGCUGCUGGGGAGAACCGGCUGCAUGUGGUACGGCUUCAUCAACUCCUGCUUCGGUAUUGUGUCUCUAAUAUCCUUGGUGAUUUUGUCUUAUGAGCGCUACAGCACAAUGACAGUGUAUAACAACCGUGGACCAAACUACCAUAAGCACUUGCUGGCAGUUGGGGGCUCAUGGGUGUACUCUUUGAUUUGGACAGUGCCACCCCUGCUGGGCUGGAGUAGUUACGGUUUAGAGGGAGCUGGCACUAGCUGUUCAGUGACAUGGACCGAUAACUCCUCAAAAUCCCAUUCCUACAUUAUCUGCCUGCUCAUCUUCUGCCUGGGUCUGCCAGUGCUGGUGAUGGUGUACAGCUAUGGCAGACUGCUAUAUGCUGUCAAACAGUUAGGGAAGAUUCGUAAGACAGCUCGAAGGAGAGAUUACCACCUGCUGAUUAUGGUCAUCACAACGGUGGUGUGUUAUCUGCUGUGUUGGACGCCAUACAGUGUGGUGGCCAUAAUGGCCACGUUUGGCCCACCGGGAAUCAUUACACCUGUUGCAAGCAUAAUUCCCUCUGUACUUGCCAAGAGCAGCACAGUCAUCAACCCAAUUAUAUACAUCUUCAUGAACAAACAGUUCUACAGAUGUUUCCUGAUGCUGCUAGGAGUUAAGGAAAGGUCAGGAGUGACCGAGAGUCAGUAUAUAACAGUCACUAAGAACACCGUGAUGCAGCUGGAAAGAAUUGUGAACAGAGAUCCGGAGGCCUGUACAGCACAUGCUCCGGCCCUCCUGCGGGAACACAGAUGUAGCAUAAUCGCUACAGAGCAAAGCAGCACAAACUAAAUUAACACACCACAUGCAGUGAUUCAUACUACAGUCUCUGUGCUCGGUCUCUGUCUGUGACUCUGUCAAGGACUUCACAGAAUUGUGGCAUCUUUUUUUUGUCAUAUUCUUUCUUUUGUGUGUUGACAAUGGCGUUUCAGACACUACUUUUGUACUGUAUUAAAAAAUGUCUUAUUUCUGAGUCUAUUGAGAACAUUGAGAUCUGUUGCCUAGCGACUUUUUCAACACUUUUCGCUAGUCGAUUUAGAACCAUUCCUUUGUGAUAACAGACAGAAAUACAGCUAUGUUUAUAGUGUCCUGCAAUGGAGGGCUGAGUGAAUCCUGUGGAUAUAUUGAGAGCACUCGGUGUGAAGAUUGUAAGAUGAAUAAAUGAGUGGUGCAUUUGUCCAGUGUUCUAGGUCUGUAUGAAUGUGUUUAGAUAAAAAAAAAACUGUGUGUAGACCUAAGUUAGUUGAAUUAAUGAUGUAACCUGUUAUGAAAAUA
Molecule: messenger RNA, 2224 nt
Organism: Tachysurus fulvidraco (yellow catfish)
Lineage: Eukaryota; Metazoa; Chordata; Actinopteri; Siluriformes; Bagridae
Gene: tmtops2b
Product: teleost multiple tissue opsin 2b
Exons: 4
Coding region: 647-1741 (364 amino acids)
Biological process (GO): G protein-coupled receptor signaling pathway; visual perception
Cellular component (GO): photoreceptor outer segment; membrane
Molecular function (GO): G protein-coupled receptor activity
Source: RefSeq, a predicted model, not a curated record